This is a messenger RNA of Daldinia caldariorum, 2476 nucleotides long. Its product is annotated as flavoprotein. Gene Ontology annotation, molecular function: phosphopantothenoylcysteine decarboxylase activity; FMN binding. The transcript has a single exon. Gene Ontology annotation, cellular component: phosphopantothenoylcysteine decarboxylase complex. Lineage: Eukaryota; Fungi; Ascomycota; Sordariomycetes; Xylariales; Hypoxylaceae. The record is from RefSeq and is a predicted model, not a curated record. The coding region runs from base 443 to 2242 and encodes 599 amino acids. Gene Ontology annotation, biological process: coenzyme A biosynthetic process.
GACAAGUGUGUGUGUAUUGUCUAUGUAAAAGAAAAGAUUAUUUUUUUUUUUUUACAAACAAUCACUCAACACUGAAGAAGAGCAGAAGGAGCCACGUUCGUGGCUCAUGAGUGGCACACUCACAGUUCUCCAGUUGGGGUGGGGCUGUCCAUCAGGUCUAAUACAGUGGUAUUCACACUUUCUGCCAUCAUCAUCUCUAAAGUGCCAGGGAUAAACCGUCGAGUACACCCUGAGUGAUUGAGAUCAUCGUCAAAAAACUAUCGUUAUCGUUACCGUACCUGCACAUUCGCUUUAUAGUAUCGACCAACGCUACAGCGCUAUCGAAAUACCGACGGUAAACGCCAUUGGUACCCGAAAGGUGUAUCGAACCAUUUAUUAGCACGGACACAGGGUACUUCGUACUGACGCUGAUACUCAUACUCCACCGUCAUAAUGCGUCAACAUGGCCGAUGAUUCUUCUACCGACUCUGCCCUCGAUCCCCGUCUUUUUCCUACUUCUCUCACCGCAAACUCAUCCUCCUCAUCGCUACACCUAAUGCCACGAACCAGAAGACUACGCCUGCUAGUUGCCGCGAAUGGCCAAAGAGAUGUCGCCUACGCCCAGGCUAUCGCCGUGCGCCUGCUUAAGGAUGCCCAGAUCGAAACCCGAGCCCUGGUCGACGAGAUACCAGUUCGGCUAACCCACGAUAUUAUCGUCAUGGAAAAUAGAAGUUUAGCUACGCUGGCCAUCGACGCCGACCAGAGGACUAGAGACGCCAUAGAAUCGGCUAGACAGACUGCCUUCGAACUCGUCGAAUGGGCCGAUCUACUUGUCCUCGCUCCUAUCGAUGCUGACCACCUCGCCAAGAUGAUGUCCGGCAUCGCCGAUACCACCCUUUUAGAAAUACUGAGAGCCUGGGAUGUCUCCAAGAAGAUUCUGCUGGUGCCUGGAAUGUCGGUGCAGAUGUGGGAGAAUCCAAUGACGAAGAAGCAACUGAGCAAAAUCAAGCGCAAGUGGAAUUGGGUCAAGGUCAUGGCUCCCGUAUUGUGGCAUUACGAGGGGCGGAGUGCGCAUAAACGAAUAGUAUCGUGGGAUGGAUUCAAUGACCUGGUUGGAAUAAUCAAGAACCAAGCGGAGCUGAUGAGCUUAGGACACGAUGUGGAAGUUGCCACGCAACAGGCUUCGCAUACAACCAGCACAAGUCGCACUACCAAGACUUUACCGCCCGAGAUAUGGUCCAUCAUAUUCGAACAUGUCGGCGAUUGGGAACUCGCUACGGCUCUUAACAUAUUUACGAACUUAAAGGCACCGCCCGAAUGGAGAACUGAUCGUGCAAGCCUAUCUGAUCCUAUUGAGAUAUACAUACAUGAUCUCGAGUGGUUAAUCCUCUCGUGUCCCGGAACGGAUGCAAUCUGUCAGAAACUCUCCGAAGCGCCUAAGGGGCUUCGCUUUGUGUCUUAUCUGGCAGUAAAGCUGAUCAUCAAAUUUUCGCUUACGGAUGUCCUCACCUACUUAGAAACACAUCUUAGCAAGGUGUUUUGGGCGUCCUUUAGCUCCAAAUUCCUACCCAACAAGGCAUCUGGAGUAUAUGGGCGAACGGAUAUCCUCGAUUGGUGGAAUACGUCCCCUUCGUUUUUGAAAAAAGAAUAUGACGCCGAAGCGUUAGAUAAUGCCUCGCGCAUGGGUUAUGUUCACGUUUUAGAUUGGUGGCUUCGCUCUGGCCUUACGCUUAAGUAUACGGAGGCAGCGCUCGAGUCCGCCUCGGCAAAGGGACAUCUUCUCGUCUUGGAGUGGUGGCGGGAUGCCGCGCUGAAGCACGAUAAUAUCCUGCUUAAACCCGGCCGUAGUCUCCUCACUGCCGCUCAAUAUGGGCAGACGGCAGUACUACGUUGGUGGGAAAGCUCGGGAAUUCCGGCGGCUCAUAGUGAGGGUGUCUGUAAGAUCGCUAGCGCGCACGGACAGACGGCGGUUUUAGACGUAUGGCGAGAGCUCAAAGGGGAUAAGUUGUCAUUUGACUCUCAGGUACUAGUCGCACCGACCAAGCAAGGGUACGUCGAGGUGCUGGAAUGGUGGAAGCAAUACGCCCGGGGUGAGUACCAGGUUGACGGAAGAACGCACCGGGUAGAAUACAAGACUUGUGAUAUCGAGGAGGCGCUCGAGGAUGCUAUCGGAGAUCCUAGGCCAGUCCGCAGAUGGUGGGCUCGAAAUGGCUUGAACCUAGGACUAGGCACGAACGAGUGGAUGAAGAUCAGAAGGCUAUAACUGGUGAGCAAAUGUGCCUAAGUUUGGCAAUUCGAGUGUAUAUGUAUGAUCGAAUAUAUGUUGAUAAUAUACUAAAUAUCCUCAAACACUUAAGUGGCGUGAGAUCACUCCAAGCUUUGAUCAUUUUGGGCAUUUAGGGUAUAGAAGCUUCAAUCCCAUGUGCUUAUAGAAUCUGUGAGUGGUAAUACCACUCAUGGUCAGAUAGACUGUAAUAGCAAUUGUGCUAUCAAGAAA